This is a messenger RNA of Perkinsus marinus ATCC 50983, 2133 nucleotides long. RefSeq names its product protein phosphatase 2c, putative. The record is from RefSeq and is a predicted model, not a curated record. The transcript has 20 exons. NCBI's taxonomy places the organism in Eukaryota, Perkinsozoa, Perkinsida, Perkinsidae. Gene Ontology annotation, biological process: protein dephosphorylation. The coding region runs from base 1 to 2067 and encodes 688 amino acids. Gene Ontology annotation, molecular function: protein serine/threonine phosphatase activity; peptidyl-prolyl cis-trans isomerase activity.
AUGGAAGGCCAACAAGGAGGGUCGCAGUACUAUGACUUCAACACUAGCAGUAGCAAUGCAGGAGGCAGUGGGUACGUUGGCCCGGCUCCUCCCCCGACAGCACAAGAUGACGAUGAGUUCGCUGACUGCAUUGAUCAUCAGUACAACCAGCGGUAUGGACCGGCACCGAAUCCAGUGAGUGUAUUCUUUGAGGACGUUCAUGCGCAGCGACAAGCGGAGCGGAAGCUGCAGUGCAAUGUACCUGGUCGUGGACGGGGAACGCCACUGUGGAUGAUCAAACAAAAACAAGAAGAGGAUAAGCAUAGGAGAGAGGCUCAGGAGGCUAGUCGCCAGAUGAAGGAGUUGGAACAGAAGCUCAUGGGCGGCUCUGCUAGCGACGAUAAGACAGGCCGUCACAGAGAAGGGGGACUGGCCUCGGAGAGCACGGAAGGCAAUAUCGAGGCGCAACGAGAACAGCAGAGUCGGUGGUUGCUGGACCAAGAGGGGUGGGUGCCGCACGAGUCAGACUCGUCGGGUAACUGGUUUUACCACGGAGUGACGGGGACGAUGCUCCAGCGGGUUAAUCAGAAGUUAUACUUGCCGCAACACGAUGGGAGUUUUCGAGAACUGUCACGUGAGGAGUGGCUGUCAAUGGCGAUGGCCAGGCACGACCCGUUCCAGGAGCUGAGACUAGCCGCUGAUGCCACCAUGAUGCAGGGAAGGCGGGCGAAGAUGGAGGAUAAGCAUGCCUUGUUGAAGGACUUGAAAGAUAUCGGGCGGAGGCUCGGGUACAGUCUUGACCAUCUGCCCAGCCCCACUGGAAUGUAUAUGGUGUAUGAUGGGCACCAGGGGGUCACUUGUGCGGACUACUGUAUUAAGCAAACACAUAACAAGUUCAUGCGCAAGGUUUUCGAGGACUCUUUCAAAGAGUUGGACGAGGAGUUUCUUGCGAAAUACAGGACCAUCCCCGAUGGGAGCACAGCAGUGAUCGCCCUGGUUAUUGGAAUAGACUUGUACGUCGCUAAUAUCGGCGAUUCAGCAUGCUUCCUGGUGCAACGCAUUCCAGUGCAAACUUCUGCGGGAAAUGAUCACCAUCAUCAGCAGCAGCAGCAAGGGCGGCAUCCAAACUAUAAAUUGGAAGUGAAGUCGUGUCACACUAACCACAAACCGGAAGAUCAAGCCGAGAAGGAGCGCAUAGUCAAAAAUGGCGGAGCGAUGGUGACACCAGCUGGUGGCGUGGUGAGGGUAGCCGCGGCAGACUACGAAGAUAAAAUGAAAGCAUACAAGAAGGCUACCAAUGCCGGUCUAGGAGCGAUGGAGAAGCCACCGAUUGCCUUGGCGGUAUCGCGUGCAUUUGGUGACCGAGAGUUCAAGACGCCUAACAAGCUCGUGGUGUCGGAGCCCAGCGUCAACCAUUACACACUGAGCCCAGAAACUGAUAUUGCGCUUGUUCUCGUAUGCGACGGCGUUACAGAUGUGAUGACACCAGCGAUGAUUGGCGCCAAGAUACUGCAGUACAAUCGGAAACCUAAGGCGGCGUCAGGAGGACUCAUUCAAGAGGCAUACCAACGAGGUUCUCAAGAUAAUUUGACUGCUAUUACCGUUUUCUUGAAUUGGCCGCGACCACCGACUUUUGGGGAUCUGGAUCUUCUCGCUGAGCAGCAAGCGAAGGCGCUUGAGGAUCCGAGCUCGCCCAAGGCGGCCAAGCGGCAGCGAACAGGCCCUGCGAGAGAAGUGAAGAAGAUACGUUGCAAACAUAUUUUGAUGAAGCACAAGGAUGUUAGGAAUCCGCGUGAUCGUGUCCGGAAUAAGCAGGUUACAAGAACAAAGACGGAGGCCGAGAACACUAUGAUGUCCAUCCUUGCUGAUCUCAAGAAGGACUCAAGCAAGUUCCCAGAACUCUGCAAGAAGCAUUCCGAGUGUUUGUCGAGUCGGAAGGCCGGGAAUCUUUGUGGCGACUUGGACUGGUUCGGUCACGGCAAGAUGAUGGCUGAGUUCGAGGAGGCAGCCUUCGCGUUAGACGUCGGAGAAAUGAGUGAUCUAGUCUACUCUCCCUCGGGAAUCCACAUAAUCGUCCGAAUCGCAUGACGCUCCGCGCUGCCCAAGUUGUCCCCGGUAUCACCGUGGCUGUAUUAGUUUGACGUUAUCAAGAAA